UAACACUCAAGCGAAAGCGAUGCACAUAUUUUGUGAGCCUCCAAUCAUGAAUUGCAUUUGUUUGACUAAUUUUCAUAUAAGUGUAACUUGAUGGUGAAAAGAAGAUUUGAAAUGAGUCUAAAAUUUUAAAUAGAAUCAUCCAUAUAAUCCAUAAAUAUGUCUAGAGUAAGACAUCUUAAACGUUUUUUUAUGUUUGGUGAUGAUUUGAAAAAUUUAUUCAAACCUAGCCCUUUUAUGUCGCCAUCUUCCGUCCAACGUCACUUUUCAAAAAGUACAGAUCCUUCGACAACUGCUGAAUAUAUUCCUAUUGAAAUUGCUCAAAAUGUUUUGGAGACCAUUCAUAUUUAUACACAUUUACCAUGGUGGUCUACUAUUGUGUUAUCUUGUGUAGGCUUACGAAGUCUUGUUACCCUACCUUUAGGAGUAUAUCAGAAUAAGCUUGUUGCUAAAAUAGAAUUGCUACAGCCAACACUUAAAGAACUUUCUGAGGCACUAAAACAUCGUGUUACUAUAGAGUGUAGAAGGAAAGGAUUACCUUCUCAGCAAGCCAACAAACUUUUUAAAAAACAGCUUCGAAAAUAUAAGUAUGAUUUGUACAAGACAAAUGGAUGUAAUCCUAUAAGGAUCUAUAUUUUACCUUGGGUGCAGAUACCUUUAUGGAUUAUAUUGUCUUUGGCUUUGCGAAAUAUAAGUGGAGCAUUUUCAUGGAACUCCAAAGUUCAUACUCAACAACCUUGUUAUUCAGACAUGGCUAAUGAAGGAACCCUUUGGUUUAAAGAUCUUACAGUGCCUGAUUCCACAGGAGUACUUCCUGUUAUGUUGGGUGUUGCAAAUCUUCUUAAUACUGAGCUUCACACACUGAAGAAAAAAGAGACAACACUGAGACAGCGGACUUUACUGAUGGUCUUUCGAUUGUUAUCUCUUCUUAUGAUUGCUGUUGCUUUAAAAAUGCCAGCAGCAAUGUCUUUGUAUUGGUGCAUUUCGGCGUCGUAUGGCCUCCUUCAAAAUAUAUGUCUUAAAUUACCUCGUGUUCGUCGUCUCUUCAAAAUUUCCAAAACUCCUUCAGAGAGUGCAACUCCUUUCAGAGACAUAUGUUCUAUUGUAGCUGAACGUACUGCAAAAUUCUUAAAAAUUCAGAAGGAUUAUAUGGGAAUGAAAUGACAUUAAAAAUCACACAAUUCUUUCAAAUUGAAGUAAAAGCUCGAAUAAGUUUCACAGUUCGUAUAUCAUAUUAUCAUAGUGGAUUUUGUUUUUUCACUUAACUGAACUUUCCUAGAAUAUUCGCCAUGUUGCAAUUAUAAUGAAAUCCAGCUUAUUGGGUUAGUGUUUUGGUUUUAAACAAUUCCUUUAAGGACUAUUUGGUUAUUAUUUUUCACCAUUCCCGUGGUAUUGGCAAUUUUUAAUACAAUUUUUUAGAUAUGUCA
Messenger RNA from Xenia sp. Carnegie-2017, 1424 nucleotides. Its product is annotated as cytochrome c oxidase assembly protein COX18, mitochondrial-like. Gene Ontology annotation, cellular component: mitochondrial inner membrane. The transcript is spliced from 6 exons. Gene Ontology annotation, biological process: mitochondrial respiratory chain complex IV assembly; protein insertion into mitochondrial inner membrane from matrix. Bases 157 to 1161 code for a protein of 334 amino acids. Gene Ontology annotation, molecular function: membrane insertase activity. NCBI's taxonomy places the organism in Eukaryota, Metazoa, Cnidaria, Anthozoa, Malacalcyonacea, Xeniidae. The record is from RefSeq and is a predicted model, not a curated record.